Molecule: messenger RNA, 2362 nt
Organism: Hypanus sabinus (Atlantic stingray)
Lineage: Eukaryota; Metazoa; Chordata; Chondrichthyes; Myliobatiformes; Dasyatidae
Product: E3 ubiquitin-protein ligase TRIM39-like
Exons: 6
Coding region: 140-1732 (530 amino acids)
Biological process (GO): protein ubiquitination
Molecular function (GO): protein binding; ubiquitin-protein transferase activity; zinc ion binding
Source: RefSeq, a predicted model, not a curated record
AUUCCUGCCCAGAGAACACUUGGAGCAACGUUGUUCAUUCCCGAGGCUGCAGCGCCCCUAGUGGACACCCCCGGUACUGCCGGGUUCCGCAGAUCCCGAACGUGAAAGGAUCCUGAACCCGGAAGUACCGAGAGUUAACAUGGCUUCGAAAGGACAGGUCGAGAGUUGGACCGAGGAGGCAAUUUGUGCCAUUUGCCUGGAUUUCUUCACCGAUCCGGUGUCACUGGAGUGUGGACACAACUUCUGCCGCUCCUGUAUCACACGGUGUUGGGAAAGUGAGGAGAGAAACUCCUGCCCGGAAUGUAGAGAAGUGUUUGCGGACCGCACCCUUAGACCCAGUCGGGCCUUAGCAAAUCUGUCUGAGAAAGCUCGAAAACUAAACAUGAAUCUAAAAGGGAAGGAAAGUAAACUUCACUGCAAGGAACAUGAGGAAGAACUGAAGCUGUUUUGUGAGACGGACAAGAAAUUGCUCUGUCUGAUCUGUCGAGAUGCGCUGGAACACAAGUCUCACAGCUUCAUGCCGGUUAACGAAGCCGUUAAAAUUUAUAAGGAUCGGGUUAAAUCUUCCCUGGAGACUCUCACAAAAAAGAAAUCAGACUUACAGGAAAUGGAGCAGCAACAGAAAGAGAAGAUUUCUGCAGUUCGGGAACAGUCACAAAGUGUUCAGUCCCACAUCACAUCCCAGUUUGAUGAACUGCGCCGGAUUAUCACCGAGAAAGAGCAGCGUGCACUCCGAGACCUCAGGGAAGAAGAGGAGAUGAUACUAAAUCCAAUGGAGAAAAAUCUUCAAGAGAUCCAAGAGAAUUUAAAUUCUAUUCAGGAGGAAAUCUCUGAGUUACAGACACGGAUGGAUCAGAAAGACAAUGUGAUAUUCCUCAUGGAGGAAGCUCGUCGGAAGAGGAGUGUUAGUGAUUAUACUGAGACAUUGUGUGCGACAGAUGGUGCCCUACUGGCUGAAAAAUUCGACCAUCCCUAUUUGCUCGACAUAGCAUCGGAAGAAGUGCUUGACAGCAUUAAGCGAGUCUCUGUCACCCUGGAUGUGGAAACGGCGCAUCCGCGGCUCAAGGUGUCUGAGGAUCGGAAGAGUGUGAGACGGACCGGGACCCAGAGGAAUCUCCCUGACACCGGGAAGAGGUUCACAGACCGGCCUUGUGUGCUGGGAUCGGAGGGAUUCACAUCUGGGAGACAUUACUGGGAGGUGGAGCUAACUGGGAAUCGGCGCUGGUGUCUGGGAGUCGCUGCAGAGUCUGUGGAGAGGAAGAGAGGGGUCAGACCGAGUCCGGAGACCGGUUUCUGGAUCAUCGGGCGGCGUGAUAACGAGAUGCGGGUUUUCACGUCCCCUGGGUCCCAUCUCCGUGCCCCAGAGUUGAUGGAGAGUCCGUUUAUCUCUCAUGAGCCGCAUUAUGGCAUGCCGUGGGUUUUCGGGUCCCCUGAAUCCUAUCUCCCUGCCCCAACAAUUAUUCGUCUGGGCAUGCCACCUGAACUGUGUGAUGGCGGGAUGUGGGGUUUCACCUCCCCUGAGUCCCGUCUCCCGGCCGGUCCCAUCCCCGGGAGGGUCGGAGUUUAUCUCAGUUACGAGUCCGGGACAGUUUCAUUUUACAACGCGGAGACCAAGUCCCAUCUCCACACCUUCACCGGGAAUAAAUUCACGGAGAAACUUUAUCCUUUCUUCUGGAGUUGGAAUGUAAACGAGUGGCUGAGAAUCUGCUCCGGUUCCGCUCCGGAUCUGUAAACGGGUCGGAUCCCGGGACCGGCGUCAGGAGUAAGUCAGUGUAGUUAAAUGUUAUGUUACUGCGUAUGUUAAUCAAAAUGACUUAUUUGUUUUGUUAAAAGUAGGAAUGCUUCUUUGUUGCGAGAGAGUGCUGGAAGCUUGUUUGGGUUAAAAUUUACUGAUAAUGAGAAUUGUAUUCCUUUGUAAACCAAUUGGGAUUAAUGUUGUUCUUUCUUCUGAGUCUGUAAACUAUUGUUGACGGGCUUUUGGGCAGAUCGGCGCGAGGGGGUGAGAGAGAGGACGCAAUGCUGUAAACUAGGCGAGGAACGGACCCCAAGCGGGGGUCCAAGGCCAGGAGGUACCCCGAGGAGAGGAGACGAAGAGAGAUGUGCUUGGCUGACCACUUCGGAGGGUCCUGAGCUGUUUGGAGAGUCGAGGAGUUCGGAGGGUCCUGAGCUGCGAGUCGAGGAGUUCGGAGGGGAUCGAAUGGUGGCCAGAAGACUUCAGUAAUUGAGCUCCAACGGUUGUGCACGAAGUGGUUUGGACUUUGAUAAGUUUGGCGCCUUUUCUUUACUUUCUUUUCCUUCAUAUAUACUGGUUGGUUAUUAAUCAGUUAUAGUAAUCUUUAUAAACUGUAAUCAUUUAAUCGCA